AGACAGUAAGCAAGCAGGUCUGCUAGAUUUUAACCAGCUCUUAGAAAUUUGAGUACUCUGCUAUAGGUGAGAUGGUCUAAUCUACCUUUAGAUAUGAGUGAUGAGAUAACUAUGAGAACACAUCAUUGUUGGCUGCACACCGCUGCAAUUCUACUUAGCAUCCAUUGAAUUCAAGUGCAGGUCUGUCAUUCAGGCUGUGUUUUUUUAAAGUUCUGUACUGAGUUUGUACAAAGCCCCCUUGUUGCAUAUUCAUUUAAACAUUCUCUAAACCACAAUUGAUGAACGCCCAGCAUGUAGAAGUUUGAUUCUUGUGGGUUCACUGCUCAGGUCUUGCUCACCCUCUCACUCUCCUUGUUUGCCUUGAAUUUUACAAGCUUUUGCAUUUGCAUUUGCGAUGGAGGAUGAAGAAACAGGGGAGCUUUUUAUACCAUGCAGAGAAUGCAGUAAGAAGUGUUAUAAAAUUCAUGGCAAAUAUCAUGAGAAAGAGCAUUUUGAUGAGUUUUCUUCUUUCUUCAAAGUUUUGAUAGGAGACUUCGCAGAGAAAUUGCGUAUUCCUCUAGCAUUUGUUUCUAAACUGGUAAAUGAGAAAGACAAACAUAUGGUGUUGGAAGGCCCAGAUGGACGGGGUUGGGAGGUGGAGUUAACUAGUACAAACAACAAACUGGAAUUUCAAGGAGGCUGGAAAGAAUUUGUCCAUUAUCACAGCCUGGAAAUGGGAGAUUUUGUUGUGUUCAAGUACAUAGCAAUGUCGUACAUGAAGGUUCAUAUGUUUGGAAGAUCUGGGUGUGUGAAAAAUAUCAAUGUUCUUGAUUUUGAAAAACCAAAGAUUGAUUCAAAUAAGAGAUGCCCUUCUAACAAAAUAUGUAGUUUAAAUCAAACAAGCGGAAAUAAAUUGGUGACUGAUUUGACUUAUGAUGAAGAAAAGAACCAGUGCGAAGCGGUUGCUGGAAAUCAAAAAAGAAAAAGGAAACCCUCUUUUCUUGGUUCCUCCUCUCAAAAGUGCAUGACAAUGGAGUCCGCUGCUUCUUUCAAAUCAGAUAAACCCUUUUAUAAAAUGGUUAUGAAACCGUGGAAUCUAGAUCACUACAUAAAGUUUGGAAAAAGAGAAAGCCAGCAAUAUCUGAUUCAACUUCCAAACCCAAAAAGUGAAGUAGUCCUUCUGAAUGGAGAGUCCAAGGAAUGGAAGGUAAAAUGUAUUAUUAAGGCCGAUAUGCCAAUCUUUAGUGGGGGUUGGAGGUGUUUUGUACGUGAUAAUAAAAUAAAGGAGGGAGAUACUUGUAUUUUUGAACAGCUGAAUAACAAUGAAAACAAAUUUAUGUUCAAAGUUCACAUCUUUCCUCAUGAAUAGAAAGAUCCUCUUCAAGAAACGGAGGACAAGCUUGUAAGGAAUGAGGUAUGAAUGUGUACAAGAAGACUUGAAUUUGAUG
Molecule: messenger RNA, 1427 nt
Organism: Cryptomeria japonica (Japanese cedar)
Lineage: Eukaryota; Viridiplantae; Streptophyta; Pinopsida; Cupressales; Cupressaceae
Product: putative B3 domain-containing protein Os03g0621600
Exons: 4
Coding region: 395-1348 (317 amino acids)
Molecular function (GO): DNA binding
Source: RefSeq, a predicted model, not a curated record